UAUAUUUAUCUGUGAUGUUGCACACAUAUACAAAUCAUCACCGGUCACUAGUCAGUAUAAAUCCAUUGCAUAGUGUGGGUAUAUAUCGCCCGGCGUAUGAAAGAGAUAUUUCAGGGAGCGGCUGCAUUUCCUCGCAAGGAAAAUAAAAACAUGCAAUAGCAGGGAUGAAGAAAGGGAAUUGGCGUGACAGGGGCAGGGACCGUAGGCGACUCGGUUACCGCUCUGACGGGCAAACGGACAGGACACAGGAACAAAGGUAUGGCAGCAGUGAAGCAGGCCCCUCCUACAGAGACAGGACCCCAGAGAAUAGGUCUAUUUCUGAUACUGCAGCCUCCUCGUCCUCCUCUUCGUCCUCCUCCUCCUCCUCCGCUGCUCCAGAGCUGCCGGGGUUCUACUUUGACGCUGAGAAGAACCGUUACUUCCGUCUGCUGCCGGGCCACAACAACUGUAACCCUCUGACCAGAGGGCUGCUGCAGGAGAGAGAGCAGGAGAAACACAGGGCCAGGAUGAUCACUGAGGACGAGAGGCCCAGGAAGAAAGCACCAAGAGCAGGCCUGAACUCAGCUCUGUUGCUGCAGAAAAGACACCUGGGUCUGCUACCUGGGAACUCUUACAGUAGGCUGAUCCAUGAGGUGAAGGUGAGUGGGAUGAGACGUCACAGACUGGAGGUCCAGAGCUCUGAAAGCAGCAGUCCCAACACAGACCACUUUAGACUCAUAGUGGGUGACUCUGCAUGUGAGCGAGUGUUCACGGUUAACGACGUGUCUCACGGAGGCUGCAAGUACGGCAUCAUGAACUUCAGAGGCUGCAGCAGGGGCUCCCUGUCUGUCAAGAUGUGUGACAACCUCUACUUUACAAAUAGAAAGGUGAACUCUAUCUGCUGGGCCUCCGUCAGCCACUCUGACUCACACGUCCUCCUGUGUCUGGUGGGCAUGGCAGAGACUCCUGGCUGUGUCAGUUUACUACCAGCCUCGCUCUUCAGUAACUCCAACCCAGACCAGCCGGGGAUGCUGUGUAGUUUUAAGAUCUCUACAGCCUGGUCCUGUGCCUGGUGUCUCAACCCUCAGGCUGACAAAACAUUUAGCACGGGUCUGUCUCGCAGGGUGAUAGUGACGGACGCAGUGACGGGCAGGAGACAGACCUAUGGCAUCAGCAGUGAUGUGCUGGCACAGCAGUUUGCCCUCAGGGCUCCGGUCUUGUUUAAUGGCUGCAGGUCAGGAGAGAUCUUCAGUAUCGACCUGCGUCAGAGAGGCAGACGGGACCACAGCUGGAAGGCCUGCAGGUUCUCCCAGGACUCUGCUAUCACCUCCGUACGAAUACUACAGGAUGAGAACUACCUACUGGCCGCGGACAUGAUUGGAGAGAUCAAGCUGUGGGAUGUACGAGUAACAAAACCAGUGCGGAAGUACGAGGGUCAUCAUAACCAACACGCCUACUUACCCCUCCACGUCAACGAAGCUGAGGGACUGAUGAUGGCUGUGGGUCAGGACUGCUACACCCGUCUGUGGUCUCUGGGGGACGGCCAGCUCCUGAGGACCAUCCCAUCUCCCCACCCUGCUGGAAAGGACAUGAUCCCCAGCGUGGUCUUCUCUUCUCAGCUUGGAGGCAACAGAGGCCUGCCUGGUCUCCUCAUGGCUGUCAGGCACGAUCUGUACUACUUCCCUUAUAACAGUGACUACCAGGAGGGAGGAGGGGUAGUGACUGAGGCAGCCUGCUAGGGGGGGGCUCG
Messenger RNA from Oncorhynchus gorbuscha (pink salmon), 1729 nucleotides. RefSeq names its product WD repeat domain 21 (gene wdr21). The coding region runs from base 165 to 1718 and encodes 517 amino acids. Gene Ontology annotation, molecular function: protein binding. The record is from RefSeq and is a predicted model, not a curated record. The transcript has 14 exons. Gene Ontology annotation, cellular component: Cul4-RING E3 ubiquitin ligase complex. NCBI's taxonomy places the organism in Eukaryota, Metazoa, Chordata, Actinopteri, Salmoniformes, Salmonidae.